AUGAGCGAACUCUGUUUUGAUAAUAAAAAUCCUCAAGAUAUAGUUUCUCAAGUUAAAAAUUCUCAAGAUGAAAAUCUUCAAGAAUCUGUUCAAAAAAAAUCUGCCGGACGACCACUUGCAGGAGUUUGGAAUUUCUUUAACAAAGGUGCUUCUGUAAAAGGUCAUUGUUUAGAACAGUGUAAGGAAUGUGAAGCAUUUUGGGCACGUGCCAAACCUGUAGAUUUAGAAAAACAUUUAGCUUUAGACUGUCCUAGUCAAAAUAAGGAUAUUAUAGAUUUUUAUACUCAAAUUAUUUCUAAUCGACAAGGCGAUCAAGCAUCAUUAUCUGAGUUUUUAGAAAGUACCAAACUAACUCUACAGCGUGAAAAUAAUAUUAAUUCAGCUUUAAUCAAAGUAUUUGUAGUAUGCAAUAUACCUUUUCACAUUAUUAGCAAUCCAUAUUUUAUUGAUGCAUUGCGAGAAUUACAGCCUGGAUAUCAACCACCAUCAAGACAAUUACUUGCAGAUCAAAAUGCGCAUUUAUUCAAUAACAAAACUGGAAAAAUUGUCAAAACAUAUAUAAAAUCUCGUGGAUUUUUUGACAAUAUCUUAGAUAUUUCUAAUGUUUUAAAACCAAUUAAUAAUACUAUUGUGUGUCUUGAAAGCAAAACAGCUAAUUUGGCUGACUGUUAUUUAG
Messenger RNA from Cetraspora pellucida, 676 nucleotides. The record is from the annotation of a GenBank genome assembly. Lineage: Eukaryota; Fungi; Glomeromycota; Glomeromycetes; Diversisporales; Gigasporaceae.